Molecule: messenger RNA, 1132 nt
Organism: Halichondria panicea
Lineage: Eukaryota; Metazoa; Porifera; Demospongiae; Suberitida; Halichondriidae
Product: dual specificity protein phosphatase 19-like
Exons: 3
Biological process (GO): protein dephosphorylation; regulation of MAP kinase activity
Cellular component (GO): cytoplasm
Molecular function (GO): JUN kinase phosphatase activity
Source: RefSeq, a predicted model, not a curated record
AAUGGCAGUGAAACAGUUCUAGAGGAAGUGAGCGAUGCACCAGUUACCCUCGGCUACUGUCCUGACUACUCUGCAGAUAUGAACGUUGGCGUGGCGAUGGAGAGACUGCUCGUUAGCUCACAAGAUGUAGCACAUGACAAGGAGAAGCUCAAGGAACUAGGAGUCACGCAUGUCCUCAAUGUGGCUUAUGGAGUGCCUAAUAGUUUCUCUGAAGAUUUCACCUACCUGACCACGGAGAUGUAUGAUGAUAAUGAAGAGUCUUUGCUCAAUCACUAUGGAAAGUGUGAGACCUUCAUCGACGCAGCCAUGGAAACACAGGGAACAGUUUUAGUGCAUUGCAAUGCUGGUAGGUCCAGGUCGGCAUCCAUUGCUCUUGCCUAUGUGUUACACAAGAAGAGGACUCCAUUACAGACUGCUCUUCAGCACUUGCGAGAGACAAGACCAACUGCUCAACCCAAUGAACAUUUCAUGGAACAGUUACGAAAGUUACAAGAAACACUCAAAAUCCAUAGCUGAAUCUAGACUGGCGGCGCGCAAGCGACUGGCAAACUGCCUAUCAGUCACUCGUCUCAGCGGAAGUGUAAUAGAUCGUAUGACACUACUAAACAUGAAUAUCAUUAUAGAUAGUGUGGUUAAAUUUUGCUAUGAGAUUCAGCUACUAUGAAUGCACUGAAUCCCCUGAAGUGUAAGUGCGGUUACAAUUACAGGGCUAAUAUGACGUUGAGCAAUCUGAUAGGCUGCAAUACUCGUUGCAGCUGAGACGAGUGACUGAUAGGCAGUUUGCCAGUCCCUCGCGCUACGCACGCGACAGCUGUCGCCGCCAGUCUAAGCUGAAUCAUUGUUAGCCUCGGUCCCAGGCCGAUUUUUCUUUAAUAGAACGAAGUUGAAAAAUGCGACCUAGCGUUCAAUUGGAGACGGAUCGGCCUGGGGUCGAGGCUAAAUCAUUGUCUACACUUACUUAUAGCUUAAUUUGUUAACGAUCUUUACUAUUAAUUAUUUUGUGUCUUUUACACUUACUUAAUCCUUUAACGAUCUUUACAAACAUUGUCCUUGACAUGCGGGGAAAGGUCGUCGAAGAACUAAGGCUAACUCUAUUGUACAAUGUAUGUCUGUAAGGUUAAUGAUCUUUACC